Molecule: messenger RNA, 2368 nt
Organism: Strongylocentrotus purpuratus (purple sea urchin)
Lineage: Eukaryota; Metazoa; Echinodermata; Echinoidea; Camarodonta; Strongylocentrotidae
Gene: tpmt
Product: probable thiopurine S-methyltransferase
Exons: 6
Coding region: 58-1179 (373 amino acids)
Molecular function (GO): thiopurine S-methyltransferase activity
Source: RefSeq, a predicted model, not a curated record
UUAAAGGAAACAGCAAGAUUGUGUUAUUCCAUUUUUGGACACGAACUAUUGGAAAUUAUGAGCGGUUCAUCGGCGGUACCGAGCUCGAUUUCGAGGCUGGAGGAGGACGGCUCGCAACCAAGCCCGAAAAGGCGGAAAAACUCGUCUACAAAAUCACGGGAAAAUGGCUUUAACAACAUCAGCAGCAACAGCGAGCCAACAUCAAGCCAUCCUACAACAUGCCCAGACGCUACCACAACAAAGGGUGUCGACAACGGUAACAUCGUCUCAUCAACAUCAACCGCAACUACCACAACGACAUCUAAAGAGCGAGACACGUCAACAGAAGCAACACCAAAAUCAGUAUCUGGGACUGAAGUUGUGAACGGUGACGUCAUAACGAAAGCGGAAAAUGCAAAUGAGGAGAAGGCGGAGUCAAAGUCAAAGUCAGCCAAUGGGCAGACGGGAGCGGAGAAGAAGGACCAAUCAUUGAGAAGGAAUCAGUUUGGGGAGGUGUCAGACGGUCAUAUGGCGUUAGAGGAUUGGCUGGAGCAAUGGAAGAAGGGCAAAACACGGUUCACCAUGAAAGUCCCGAACAGAAUGCUGGUGAAGCACUAUGAUAAGCUGGUUGAAGGAAAGACCAACCCGGUAUUUUUCUUACCCUGCUGUGGAAAAUCACUCGACAUCAAAUGGUUAGCCGAUAAGGGUCAUUCGGUGGUCGGCGUCGAGAUCGCCGAGAUGGCUUGCAGACAGUUCUUCGACGGUAAUGACCUGAAGUACGAGGAGGAGGAGAUCAAAGAUGGACCAAAAGGAAAACUUUUCAAGGGUGUUGACUGCGAUGUUCGACUGUAUGCCUGCGAUUUCUUCAGCGUGACGACCGCCCUCGUCGGCCAGUUUGACUGUAUCUGGGACCGCGGUUCCUGCGCGGCAAUGAAUCCCUCGGAUAGACAAAGGUACUGUGACGUCAUAUCGAAGUUACUCAAAGAGGAUGGCCGAUAUCUUCUCGACUGCUUUGAACUUGAACAUUCCGUUUUCGCUGGGCCUCCCCACACUACAGAUCCUAAAGAUUUGGAGAGGUUCUUCGAUUCAUUUGAUGUGAAGCAGAUCGAGCACGUGGAUGCAAUGAACGACUGGACGCGAUCAUGGGGUGUUGAGUACUUCUACCAGAAUGAUUUCAUCCUGACCCACAAAAAGGAAUAAAAUGUACGGAUUACGAAGAAGUGAAAGAAAAGAGUCCCAGACGCUCUUUCUAUCAAAACCAGAAAUCCGAUUGAAAUUGAAAAGUAUACACGUAUUGUUAAAAGUCGAAGGCCAGUCAAAUUAUAUUUUCCUAUUAAUAGGACUAUUCUACUAUGUUUGUAUAGACCUGUGAAGGCAGAGCACACCUUCAAGUUGAAUCUAGGUACUCCUCAAUUUUUCUAGAAAUCACAUAAUUAUUUUUAAAGUUAAGCAUUUUUUAAUACGAUAGAUUCGAUUGAUUAUGAAAUAUCUCGUGGAUGGAACUUUUUUUUUCCGAACUUGCAGAUUAUAAAUGUCGAAAAUGACGAUAAAUUAAGACUUUAUUCUCCUUUUCUGAAGGGAAAACAUAUUCCUGUAUAGAAGAUGAUACCGACUCAAUGUCGUAUUUAUGUAAAGCUUUGUAAAUCAAUAAAAAUGCGCUGGGAAAAAACACUUUCUAGAAAUACUCUGUGUAUAAUAAUUAUAUGAAACAAGGUCUAUUUGUUAUUCGCAAAAGACAAUUUUGAGAAUAUAUAAACAAAUACAGUGUCCAUCUUUUCAUCGGUGUUUUGCGAUAUUAUUGCAUGCAACAACACAAUGGAUUAUAUACAAUGGAGACGAAAAUCAUGUUCCUUUUCUUUUUGUAAAAAAACUGCCAGACAAUUAUUGUCGUAAUUUAUAUGACAUCUUUCAUUGUAUUACCUCGUCUCUACCUAUAUAUUGUAUUUUUCUAUAAUCAUUGUAAAUGUUAUAUCGUUAAUUGAACUAAUUUUGCAACUAAUUUUGCAAAUGCACCAAAUCUUGUCAGAACUUUACUGAACAGUUAAGUUGAGCCCAACAGAAUUGCAUUCGAUCUCCCUCGAAGCAGUUCCCCAAAGUUUACAGCCCUGAUUAAAAGGACUAGUAAGAGUUGUUUAGAGAGAAAUCAAAUCUCGGUUAUUUUGAUUUCGGCAAUCAAUAAUGACAAUCAAACAGUUAACAUGGUAGUGAUAUGUUUCGUUGCGAAUUAUUUUGUAUGCAGUAAACUAACUUUUAAUUGCUUACGUUAAUCAACAUACAAUUUACGGUAUUGACUAACAAUGAGAAUGAUUGUAAUUAUUUGAUUCAUAGACUUUUCAAGUGCAUACUUAUUUCCAGGGGCGGAUACAGAAUUCUUUAAAAGAUGGGGGCA